Molecule: messenger RNA, 2673 nt
Organism: Silurus meridionalis
Lineage: Eukaryota; Metazoa; Chordata; Actinopteri; Siluriformes; Siluridae
Gene: ddx20
Product: DEAD (Asp-Glu-Ala-Asp) box polypeptide 20
Exons: 11
Coding region: 37-2433 (798 amino acids)
Biological process (GO): spliceosomal snRNP assembly
Cellular component (GO): SMN complex
Molecular function (GO): RNA binding; ATP binding; RNA helicase activity
Source: RefSeq, a predicted model, not a curated record
ACUAAAACGUACAGCAACGUUGAGAUAGUUAGAAGUAUGGCGGCGUGUUUGAGGAAGGCUGCUCAUGCAAUUGAUGUUAGAACGAGAACCGAUGAUGUUCUCUCGCCCGGUGGAGUGGACUUCAGCUCCUUACUGCUUUCUAAACCGGUUCUGGAGGGUUUGGCAGCUUCUGGCUUUCAGAGACCUUCACCAAUCCAGCUGAAGGCGAUUCCACUGGGGCGGUGUGGACUGGAUCUGAUCGUUCAGGCUAAAUCUGGAACAGGAAAGACCUGUGUGUUCUCCACCAUUGCGCUGGACUCACUGGUGCUGGAAAAUGCUGCCACCCAGGUCCUGGUUUUGGCUCCGACUAGAGAGAUUGCUGUGCAGAUCCAUGCAGUGGUGAUGGCGAUAGGCAGUUCUAUGGAGGGGUUGGAGUGUCAUGUUUUUAUUGGUGGCCGACCUGUAAGUCAGGACAAACUCCACCUGAAGAAAUGUCACAUUGCUAUUGGAUCACCAGGUCGGAUAAAGCAGCUGAUCGAGAUAGGACUUUUGCUGACAGCUAGUAUCCGUCUGUUUGUUCUGGACGAGGCGGAUAAACUGCUGGAGGAGGGCAGCUUCCAGGAGCAGAUCAAUUGGAUCUUCUCCUCUUUGCCAGCGAAUAAACAGAUGCUGGCACUCUCAGCGACUUACCCAGAAUCCUUAGCGCAGCAUCUGUGCAGGUACAUGAGGGAGCCUACGUUUGUGCGGCUGAACCCCACUGAUCCCGGACUUCUCGGUCUGAAGCAGUUCUAUAAGCUUGUACAUUCUCAUGCCCUGCCACAUAAGAUCUUUGAGGAAAAAGUGCAGAACCUGUUAGAGCUGUUCAGUAAAGUUCCCUUUAAUCAGGCACUGGUCUUCUCAAAUUUGCACACAAGGGCACAACACUUGGCUGACGUGCUCUUCUCCAAAGGCUUGCCUGCAGUUUGCAUCUCAGGCAGUUUGAGCCAGGAACAGAGACUGGAGGCAAUGUCCAAGCUAAAGCAGUACCAAUGUCGAGUUCUUAUUUCCACUGAUCUGACAUCGCGUGGUAUAGAUGCAGAGAAAGUGAAUUUGGUGAUUAAUCUGGAUGUGCCUCACGAUUGGGAGACGUACAUGCACAGGAUUGGCCGUGCCGGACGCUUUGGAACUCUGGGGGUUGCUGUAACGUACUGUUGUCAUGGAGAAGAAGAAAACAAAAUGAUGGCAAUUGCCCAGAAGUGCAGUCUGGCUCUUAGUCCAUUACCAGAUCCAAUCCCAGCCGAGCUAAUGGAAGAGACGUGUGACUGGAAUGUGAAUGUAGAGUCGCCUUCAAAAAAUGAUCUUGAGCGCUUCCUUGGAUCCAGAGUAGUAAAGAAACAGCCCAAAUCUGAGCAGACAGUUUCCAAAUCCUCUAAAGAGCCUAAACACACACUCCCUACUAAAGAGCAGGCUGAGCAUUGCAGUCCUGCUAGAACUCAAAAAUCCAAUAGUGACAAAAACAAAGGCAAAAAUUCUAUCAUUGCCCCUGACCACCUACCCAGUGCUGAAAAUCUAGAUCCUCCUGCAGCACUAACAAGGAAGGAAAUGCAGGAGGCACUUCCAAAAAUUCCUCCCCUGCCCUCUUUUAAACCUACAGCAGUGAAACUUGUGUCCUUCUCUGAGGCCAUGGCUGACUUUGAGAACUUUAUGACAGCUGGUCCUGGACUAUCAGUCGAGAUCAUCCGACAGUAUGGAACUCAUGAUGAAGUAAGCAUAAUGGACAAUGAACAGCAUCAGAACAAUGCUGACCAUAGUCCUGGGACUGAUGGUGCUUGUAUUAAAUCCUAUGGUAAACAUGAGGAGCAAAUAUUAACUGAUGAAAUUGCUCAAUCUCAGCGGUCAGUGGAUUCAAGCUCUUAUCCAAUGACUUCUAGGUGCAUGUCUGGCAGCUCUUCCUCUUUUGACAGUGAGUCUGAGAUGGAUACAGAGCAGAAAAUGGAUGCUUCAGCAUCUAGCUCUCUGUCGAGUGCCCCACACCUGAAUUGUAGACCGAUACACAUCACAAAAUCAUCUAGACACACAGCCAAUACAACAAAGCAGCUCAACAAACUCAAACCAAGGCCUUCAAAACCUCAAAUCAAGACUCAUUAUACCAACAGUCACACUCAGGCUCCUCAGCACUGCAAGUCAAGAUCAGUGUCUGAAGAAAAGAGGACUGAACCAAUUGCCAAGGGUAAGAAAGGGACCUGGAGGACACAGAGGAGGACACAGAACGAUGAGGAGGAAGACGAUGAGGAAGAGGACAAUGAAUCCUCUCAAGAAGAUGGGAAUGGAUAUGAACAGGACUAUUGGAGAGCAUGUUAUCAAGCCUGGGAAGAAUAUUACAGCAGUUCUGCUCAUUACUACCACUCGCAUUAUAACUGGCUGGCUGCAUAUCGCAUGAACGCUGUAUACAUGAUGGAGAUGAUGAAACACUGAAGAACAAUAGAAAUGUCACUUCUGGGGCGAGGCAAGAAUCCUGUGGUCAGAUGUACAGCACACAUAGGAGGUCUGAAUCGGAGGUGAUGCACUAGUGCCUAAAAAGCCAGUGUUAAGACACUGUUGAAAAGCCAUUAAGAGAAAAAGGCAAUUACGGCCCGGUUUAUUGUAUCAUAGAUCGAUUAAUCCUCAUUUCACAGAAUAUUUAUAGCAUUUGGUAAUAAAGGUCUCCUGAUUGAA